Molecule: messenger RNA, 2557 nt
Organism: Nanorana parkeri
Lineage: Eukaryota; Metazoa; Chordata; Amphibia; Anura; Dicroglossidae
Gene: SLC39A12
Product: solute carrier family 39 member 12
Exons: 12
Coding region: 235-2382 (715 amino acids)
Biological process (GO): zinc ion import across plasma membrane; intracellular zinc ion homeostasis
Cellular component (GO): membrane
Molecular function (GO): zinc ion transmembrane transporter activity
Source: RefSeq, a predicted model, not a curated record
UGGCUGUUUCAUGCUGAAAACUGUGCACAGACCCCUGUUGUUUAGAAGCAGCUUGUCACUGCAAAUCAGCUUAGUGAACCAAUUAAUAAAUUCCUUCAAAACACAUUGCAGUCAUUCUACUUAGCAGGCUUUUUCUAUUUUCUAUUAACCUGUAAAGUCCUCGUCCUGCUCUAGCAAGCCUGUGAUAAUAUACACGUUGUGGAUGUUUAUUUUUGGUGCUGCAAAAGAGAAAGCAUGAUGUGGAAUUGGAAGAAGCAUCCCUUUUGGAUAAUAGCCUUUUUCUCAGCCUUUGGUGUAAUCUUCAUGAAAGAGCACGCUGAAUCCCGCCAUGAGGAAACCAACCAGACCCACAGCCAUAGACUGCUACAAACUCUUCAAAGUUUUUUGCCUGGGAAUGAAACUGAACUCCGCAGGAAUAGCUCUAAAGAGGCUUUAACGUUGUUGCUGGAAAAAGUUGAAUGCCCUGGUAAUUUAUAUGGCAGACAACAAACUUGUAAUCGGUGCCUUCAAGCAGAAACAAUUCUUUCAAUGGUUGGGAAGGAACCUGGCGAUAAGCUAAAUGAGGACACCAUGAAGAAAAUAUCAGUGAUUCUCCUGUAUUAUAUAUUGAAUCAAGAAGAUUUCUGCUCAUCUCGAGCUGGGGUCAUUAACAUGGACUACCUUUUCUACCGCAACAAUCUACUAAACCUACACAAGGACGAAGAUUGCCAUUACCUGUCCUCUAAUGAACUGGAGGACAUUCUGCUUGCAACAAAGCAACAUUUCCAGAUAUCUGAUGGACAAGGGUGUACAGAUGUGGACUCCCUGGAGAAAGACUUUGGAUCAUUACACAGUAUUGAUGAACUGACUCUUCCCAGACUGGCUGAAGUGAUUGUGACAGCAUCCAUCCAACGUAUCUGUAUCAGAAAAUAUUCACUUCCCUCUCCAGACAUCUUUACUGAGACCAUCUUCAAGUCUUUAAACAGAACUAAUGAGCUGUUUGCUCCAGAUAUUGAUGAACUUAUUGGGAGGCUGAAAGGAGUGAUGUCAUGCAUCAAACACACAGACCACAACCAUAGGAGGAAAAUGAGAAGCCUUGUAAUACCUGGGACAAAUCAUGAACCCUUACCUGUCCCGUCAGUGGAAAGAAGUGACGAACCUAAAGACGGCCAUCAUAAUAUCCCCGAGUCGCGAGGUGACUCGGCUGGGUGGAAUCAGGGUCAGUUUUGCUUUUCUUCCUAUGAACUGGUGAAGAUCAUCUUACAAAACAGCCAGUCUCCAAUUUCCCGGGAUCACUUUAAACUGAUCAGCCCAGCAAUUAUCCAUCAACUUCUCUCUUGCACGUGCCCAGUUGAAGACAAUACGAGCACUCAGCUCCCUCCUCCAACCACUCUAGAAAGAUAUGGCUAUAGCACAAUUGCAGUGUUGCUUCUGACAGUCGGGUCCAUGUUUGGCGCCACUCUUAUCAUCUUCAGUUCUUGUGAGGAGAGCUACAAACUCAUCCUGCAGUUGUUCGUGGGAUUGGCGGUCGGAACGCUGUCUGGUGAUGCUCUGCUGCAUCUCAUUCCCCAGGUUCUGGGUAUCCAUGACAACAUGUCCCAUGAUCACCAUGGAAAGAGUGAAGAACCUUACUUAGAGGAGAAACAGUACCUGUGGAAGAUAAUGGGAAUGAUUGCCGGCAUUCAUGGAUUUUUCCUCAUUAAUAAGCUCUGCUUUCUCUUUGUUUCAUCUACCAGACAGGGUCUGUCUUUGGUCAAUGGGCACCUGACGCAUUCCCAUGAUCUUCCAUUGGAAUCCUAUUUGAAUGAUCCAUCAAGAAAAGCCAAAUCUACUUCAACGAUUCAACUGAGAAUUCCUGAAGAUUGUGAGCCAACAGAGGGCACUGUAGCAGAAAUUCCACCUAUAAGUCUAAGAGUGAGAGAGAAACAUAAAGGAAUCACUCUAUUAGCAAUUAUGAUUUUGGUUGGAGACAGUUUACAUAACUUUGCAGACGGGAUGGUUAUCGGAUCAGCUUUUUCCUCCUCCACUGAAACUGGUGUAGCAACAACAAUUGCCAUUCUUUGUCAUGAGAUCCCCCAUGAAAUGGGUGAUUUUGCAGUAUUGCUGAACACGGGACUUACCGCGAAGAUUGCCUUUCUAAUGAACUUUAUCAGUGCUUUGACAGCCUUUGCCGGCCUAUACAUUGGCCUUUCGGUGUCCACCAAUCCUGACGUGCAGAUCUGGAUAUUUGCGGUCACUGCAGGAAUGUUCCUCUAUUUGUCUCUAGUAGAAAUGUUGCCUGAAAUGACUCAUAUACAUACACAACGGCCCUGGCUAAUGUUCUUCCUGCAGAAUCUUGGCCUGCUGAUUGGAUGGCUUUGUCUGCUGCUGUUAGCAAUAUACGAACAUAAAAUUAAACUAUAACACCGGCCCCCCUAUGCCGAGGACCCGCUGGUAUUUUUAUUACAAUUCUGAUUUUCUUUUCUUUUUUUUUUUAGAUUCACAGCUGUACCUGUUAUUUCCCAAUCCUGAACAUGUAGGACAGGAACAGACCUGUAAUAUUUGUUUAAAAAAUAACACCUUCCCAUCCACUGCGACC